Molecule: messenger RNA, 1334 nt
Organism: Notolabrus celidotus (New Zealand spotty)
Lineage: Eukaryota; Metazoa; Chordata; Actinopteri; Labriformes; Labridae
Product: GTPase IMAP family member 9-like
Exons: 2
Coding region: 94-1047 (317 amino acids)
Molecular function (GO): GTP binding
Source: RefSeq, a predicted model, not a curated record
AAAUCAAACUUUCAUAUAAAAAGUAUUGUGGCUCACAGACUUUAUCAUUUUCUGUCUUUCCUUCACAGCACAUCUGCUCUCCGCAAACCAAACAUGGGAGUCCUGCUGUCCAAAUUAAACACGGUCCGGUUUCACAACAAAGAGAUCCGGAUUGUGAUGGUGGGAAAGACUGGGGUUGGGAAGAGCGCCACAGCAAACACCAUUCUGGGAAAAAACGAAUUCAAAUCAAGGUGUUGCCCCAAAUCUGUGACAGAGCAGUGUGCGAAGGCCACUGGUGAGGUGGACGGACAAAAGGUUGCUGUCAUCGACACUCCUGGUCUGUUUGACACCAGGAUUGAUGAAGACAAAAUCCGUGAAAAUAUCUCCCAGUGCAUUUCUUAUGCAUCUCCAGGACCCCACAUCUUCCUGGUCGUCAUCAAACUGGACAGAUACACGGAGGAAGAAAAGAGGACGGUGCAGAAGAUUCAGAAAAUCUUUGGAGAGGAAGCAGACAAGUACAGCAUGGUUCUCUUUACCCAUGGUGGCCAGCUUGGUGAGGAAACCAUCGAGGAGUUCUUGGAGCAAAGCGAAGACCUGCAGGAGCUGGUGGCCAAAUGUAACGGGCAGUACCAUGUCUUUGAUAACAACCUGCAGGAUCGUUCUCAGGUCACAGAGCUGCUCAGCAAGAUCAGAGAAAUCACACAGAAGAACGGAGGAACCCAUUACACCACUGAGAUGUUCCAGAGAGCAGAGAGGGAGAUCGAAAAGGAGAAACAACGAAUCCUGAAAGAGAAAGAGGAGCAGAUGCGCAAAGAGCGAGAGGAACUGAGGAGGGUAACAGAGGAAAAAUAUAAGCAGCUGGUGAGGGAAGAAGGGGCAGACCUGGAGAGGGCAGCUCAGUUGAUGGCAGCUUGUGAAAGAGAAGUGGGAAAAGAAAUAAAGAAUUUGCAGGAGCAGCAUGAAAUACAGGCUAGAAGAGAGGCAGAGAGCAGCAUGCAGUUACUCGUACAGUUAGCUAAGAUUAUUGGUUCAGUACUUGUUGUGACCUUUGGCAUACUUCUUGCAUGAGUUAAUCACAACACAAAGCUGUAGAUCUGUGUGAUAGACUGUGACUGCUUUAUUAUCUAUAAUCCAGAAGAAGUGUAGUGGUGGUGGUUGUGUCUUUCAAAUAUUGAUGAUUUAGCCAUUUUGGAUUUGCAUGAGCAUUGUUGUCCAGUUGUGCAGGAGUUGUGAGUCACUUGACACUUUUUUUUGUGUGCAUUCUGGUCAUUGUGGUUUAAUGUCUUCUACUACAUAAUGUAAAUAAACCCAUAAAACUAAACUGUGUUUCACACAACUGUAUACUUAAAUAAAGG